AUGCUAAUUCAAUGGAAGGGACUUCACCCUGCUCUUCACCCUAGCCCUCAUCCUCAUAUUCGUCAAGUGGAAACAUCUCCUCUGUACCUUUGGAAUCGGCAAAUCGGGAUAUACUCUUUCCCCUGGGCCCAUCGUUACAGGCCUAAAACUGCUAUUAAUGGUCUGACUACCUUUACUCUGAUCAUCUCUGGCGGACCUAUUAUAUCCCCUUCAGCUACGCUAGGAACCAUCGCACCAACAGGUGCGGUGUCCCAGUCGAGUAUUAGCCACGUGUCAGUCGGGCUUGUUGGCCUUAGUCGCAUAAUCAACUCUUGGGUCGAGCACCCUUACGCCGCCGAGGCUACAGGUGUUAUUCAUGCUAUCGAAAAUAUUCGUCCAGAUAUUGAGGGCCUCCUGAACAAGCUCAAACCCGAUCCGAGCUCAAGUUGUUGUAAGAGCACGAGAAGGAAACGUAUAAAGAGGGACCUCUCCGGCGGCAGCGCCUUCUCGCCCUUGUUUGAUCUCUUGGAUAGCACCCUUUGUUCGGUAAAUGAUAUCACAAAAAAUGACAAGAACAACAUUGUGAACGACGUCAAAUCGAACCUCGAGGACCUUCAGAAUGAGAUUGAAACCCUUGCUCAAGAAACGGACCCGGAUAAUCAGUCCACCCAGUCUUCAAGCCGGCCACCUUCGGAACGAUCAACUUCAACUUCAUCUUGCGCCGCGCCAGCCACAGUCAGCGAUUGCAGUGUCAUUUGUAACGCAGCAACAAUUCCCAUAUCGACCGUAUCUUGUUCCACCACUUGCUACUCGACAUUCUCGGAAUGUAGUGCGACAGGCAGAACCACAUCCUCCAAUGUCGAAGCUUGCACAAAACUGUGCGGUUGGGGUAAUGUGGCCGACGGGGAGGAUUUUCCCAUGUUCUACCCUCUUGGCACAUCAGGUAUAGCUGCGCCUGGUGGCUUCCUCGGUUCCUCUAGAAACAAGUGCCAGCUCCUCGAACCCCUCGAGGACAACAAUCAAGUCGAUAUCAAAUCCCUGCACCGAGCGCAACCCGUGAGGGCUAUCCGAAGUAUACUUCAAGAUGCAGGAUACAGUCCUGACCGCGAGUACUUGGCCAUCUCUAUAGUAGGCCCCAAGGAUGACCCCAUCGCCGACUUCAUCAACACCGUUAGCGUCAGCCAGGGCGUCUUUCUGGCCAAUGCCAACAAUCGUGGUGACCCGCCUGUGCCCUGGCAGUUCUCGACAUCGUUCUGGCGCCGCGAGAUCGACAACGAGGACACCCAGUCCAUCCUUCUUGACGCAUUUACCAACGUCGAUGUCAAUUCCGUCCAGACAUGGUAUCCCAGCGAUACCAAUCAACAUCCCAAACCUUUCUGGGCGCUUCUAGGGAGCCCUAACGGCAACGGGAUCCAGCACUUCUUGACGCAUAAUAAGGUGGCACUCAAGGGAAAGGGAAUCAGAAGUAUUAGUGCGGUGAUAGGAAACAGCGGCUACUUUACAAUGUGGGCUACCUCUGGAUGA
Molecule: messenger RNA, 1503 nt
Organism: Penicillium cataractarum
Lineage: Eukaryota; Fungi; Ascomycota; Eurotiomycetes; Eurotiales; Aspergillaceae
Exons: 5
Coding region: 1-1503 (500 amino acids)
Source: RefSeq, a predicted model, not a curated record